AUGUCUGAAGAUAAUGAUUCAAUCUGGGGAUCGAGUGAUGAAGACGAUGUUCGAUAUGAACGUACAAUUGCAGAAAAGGAAUGGAAUCGCAUGCACCAAAAUCAUGGAAAUGAAGGAUACAAGGAUGGUAUUAUAGAAGGAAAAGAGGUUGUUAUGCAAAAGGGAUUUGAUCGUGGUUAUGAAGAUGGUCUUGGUAUAGGAAGAUCGAUGGGAUAUUUACGUGGAGAAUUAAGUACUUGGAUCUUGUUUUAUCAACAGAUGGUAAAUAAUCCAGAGGCUGUCAGAGUGUUGGAACUUCUUUUAGAUGAGGUCAAUAAGGUGGAUGUUCAUCAUAUCUACACCAAAGAGUAUUUUCAAGACAACUCAAAGUCUGCCGAAUACGUCUCUCCCCAGGAUUUUGUAAAGAGCUUACAGGACAAGGUUUCUUCUACUUUAAUUGCCUUGCAAGAUCACUAA
Phycomyces blakesleeanus NRRL 1555(-) is the source of this 456-nucleotide messenger RNA. RefSeq lists its product as hypothetical. Lineage: Eukaryota; Fungi; Mucoromycota; Mucoromycetes; Mucorales; Phycomycetaceae. Bases 1 to 456 code for a protein of 151 amino acids. The record is from RefSeq and is a predicted model, not a curated record. The transcript is spliced from 3 exons.